CGUUGCCGGUGCCCUUAUCUCUUGCCGUUGGAGCUGCAAGUUUGGUGUUGUUGUGCCUUAGGAUAUUUCAAUGUCGAACGAGAGUGACAUAAGCCAACGUAAAUCCUCCAAAGAUUCCAUAAAAUAAGAGAGGGAAAAAAAACCAGAAAGUUCGGCAUCCUUGUCCCUUUUUUUUUUGUCCAAUAGGUAAUAGAAAUACCUCCUUCAGACUCAACUCCUUUUGCAGACUGGGAAACAAAAAUAUCUGAACUGCAAAUCUGUCAUUAUAGAAGCUCAAGACCACAAGAAAGUCUCCCACUGGCCUCUCCGUUGCCAUGACCACCACACCAUCAACGACAGCAUCAGCACAAACAAGCGGCCCAACUAGCAGCGACGCGUCUGUCUCGGGGCGCUAGAGGCUGUGGUCUCAGGGCCUAAAUAAUCCCCUAAAACACUCCAGAAGAGGAAAAGAACCACCAGCUGCGGGGGCUGUUUCGGGGCUCUAGAGGCCGUGGUCCCAGGGUCUCACCAGUGAAGAAAAAUCUGUCUGGUUUGGUGAUGUUCGUGUGGCUGUAGUGGGCGGACAGAGAGAGAGAGAGAGAGAGAGUCCAUUUGGAGCUGCACCGACAGACAUUCAUCUAAAGCUAUACAGGAGGGCAGCAGCUAUGCACCAAAUGAAAUGGAUUUGGCCAUAAUGUUGAUGCUUUGACACAGAGGAUGGAAUUGUUUGUCACCCUCCUGUGUCUUUCAACAGUCUAUGGAAACCAUCGUACCAUCAACUGGACAAAGCCUUCAGGAUGGAAAGGUUAUAUGGAACACCCACCUGGGGCUCCAUUCUCCCCCUGCCCCUGUGACAUGGCCUCCAAUUUCUGUGACCCCAGCUGUUGUUGUGAUGAGGAUUGUGACACCUUUCCCAUGAACACGCCAAGCUGUCCCUCUUCUGUUAUUGAAGCCCAAGCAAAGGAAUCAGUCUCUCCCCAUGCCUGCAAGUACUUUGGACUCUUUUCACCAGAGUGGCACAGUUUCUUCUGUCCAGUGAAGGAAAACUCUCCUAUCUUAGGUCUCUUUUACCCUCCUGAGCAAGCUAUCAGAGAUUUUCAGAAGUACCUGACAGUCGUGGGGCAAGAGCAUUACAGUUACCAGGAGGAGGCAGUACAUAUUUCAGACCUGGAGCACUGGCCUCACUAUGCACUUGGGGCACAUGUGUUGGUGGGGGAAGACUUGGGUGGACCAGUAGUGCGUGGUGCUCUCCAGUUGCCCCAGCCAGUAUUGGAAGGCUUCUGUGUGGACACUUUUCCUGUACAUUUCUUGGAAGACUUCAGCCAUGAGUGUCCAGUCAUCAUGUCUCCAGGAAAGUGUGAGUCUGAGGCAUCCUUAAGUGUGGCAAGCUAUCUCCAGCCAAGUGAUAGAACUACCACAGACCAGCCUGCAGGCCUUUCACAGGUCAUAGGGAACCUGAGUAGCUUGAAUUUUGUCAAUGCCUCAGUGCAAUAUCAGUGGUUGGAGGACAUCACUGGAUUCAUCAAGGUGCAGGGAGUAAACAUACCUACUCUUCUGGCUCAGAGCAGUGCUGCUGACCUGGAGGGUGACAUUCUUCCAUAUCUUGAUGAGGCAACAGACCAGUGCCACAAUGUAGUGCUGGCUGUGGAGUAUCAUUUAGCAUGGGAGGGGCCUGCCAUAGUUAACGUUGCUGCCACCAUCACUUUGGGCAGUGUUCCAGUGUUUCCAGAACCCAAAGAGGAUGCAUGCACCACUUUCGAGGAGCAAAACCCAACAUGUGUCAUACCCCCAGCACCUUGGCCUCUCCCCCUCUCUGCUACACCACAAGUCUUCCUCAUCCAGCACUUUAAGGUCCAGUUUCACCAUUCUCCCACCACUAAUGCCUCAGGUGACGCCAGUGACUUUACCCCUGAGGAGGCUGAGAUGGGAAAACUAAGCAUCCCUGAAAGGUCUGGCAACCCAGGAUACUUGUUACACAGACCCCUCCUGGCAGGUUAUGUUGAGUACAACAACAGUACAGGGGAGGAAAACAGCACAAAUGACAACCUGCUGUCUGUGGUUCUGAAUGUCUCCACAGGACUCUAUGUGUGGAGGCCAGAUGAAAGUGGGAGCUGCCACACAUUACCCAUGGAGAAGGUCACAUUUGGGGUAGACAUGUUCUCAGCUUGCCUCUACAAAUGGUCUGCUGUGAUCUUUUGCUCUGAUCUAAGGGAGACUCUUGAAGAAGCACUGUAUUCUUUGGUGCAGGCAGAAGUGAUCAGUGCUUUUGGAUGGCCUAAUGUCACCAAUGAAGAGGACUUCUUGCCCAUUAUCUUUGAGCACCACAAAGAGGACAACAAGACCAGUGGUAGUGGGUGUGAUAUUCCAUCAGCCCUGGAGUACACGAUCAUCUACCAGAAUGUAUUGGAGGAGCACAGUUCAGCCCUUGCUGUUCAUCAGGUCAUUGGUGCUUCUGUCAGGCUGCGUUACAAGACCCUCCACUUUGGCCACAACUUCAGCUCUGGAUCUCAGCUCCUCACCUCAAGUGUAGUGUUUUCCCAUCAACCAAGACCCUCAGGAUUGUCUAGAUUCUGGGAGGCGAUGGAAGACCGGUGGUGUGAGAGAGGAACCUGCUGGAGGGAGGUGCUCUGGCCGUGGACUCAUGGCUGGACAGGGAUGGGAUGGGGUGAUCAGGACCACCCCUCCAUCACCCUCGCCUCCCUGCUGGCCCAGUCCUUUCUUGCCUUAGUACUCCUCAUACCUCCUCUGGUUCUCACAUUUACUCAAGGUUUCAGACUAUCAUGGUGAGUGAAUGUGGGUGUGAGUGUCAAAUGUAAUGCAGUGCCUUAGACGAUCUCCAGUUGUGUUGCACUACAUAUCAUCAAACUAGUCAAAAUAUUAAGAGUUUCAUUUAUAUGAAUGAAUCAUGAUGUCUCAGGGAUCAAGAUAUGUUUAAUACACUUUGUGCACCCAGAAUGUUUUGAGGUAUCGCCUGGUCAUAGUUCAUAGAUUUUGUACAUAAUCUUAGCAGUUAGCAUCCAUUUUUAUCAGGCAUCAUGAUUGUCUUACCUUAUUGAAGUACUUCAACCAGCCAUUAUAUCAUUAUGAUACGAAUGGAUGCAAGUAUUGGAAUGAUUCAUGAUAUAACUUAUGCAUUGCAUUGCAAACUUUAUUGAAGUUAGACCAGAUGGGUUCCUUAGUAUAUUAUUGCUGUCAGUGGAGUCUUAUUUUACUUUUUACUUUAUUCAGAUGCCUUGAGUUUAUUAACUUUUGGAAAGAAAAAUUACAUUUUUUACAUAAGGUGUAGAUAUAAAGUGACUAAGGAAAAGGGAAAUUCACCCUUAGAAAUCUUUGAAGGCUACAAGUCUAAAUGUACAAGAACAUGAAAAGUGUAAAUGAAGGACAUAGUGAAGUUGUGGGCAAGAUGAAGUGGCUGAAGUCUUCAAGUUGAGUUCAUCCACUUCUUUCUUUUUCAUUUUGAAGGCCAGCUCACUUGUCUUUGUCUAUGGCAUUGACAUAUCUGGAAUUGAAAGAUUUUGACAGCCUCAUACACUGUAUGCACCAUGAAGAAAAUAUAUCCUCUCAUAAUGAAAA
Eriocheir sinensis (Chinese mitten crab) is the source of this 3552-nucleotide messenger RNA. Its product is annotated as tectonic-2-like. The record is from RefSeq and is a predicted model, not a curated record. NCBI's taxonomy places the organism in Eukaryota, Metazoa, Arthropoda, Malacostraca, Decapoda, Varunidae. The transcript is spliced from 10 exons. Gene Ontology annotation, biological process: cilium assembly. The coding region runs from base 697 to 2766 and encodes 689 amino acids.